CGCAGUGACAGUCGGUAGCAGAUUAUGUGGGUGACAGCCGCUAGCAUCACACUUCACCACAGAAACAGCUAACGUUCGCCCAAGUUAACCUGGAAACAGGAAGGUGAAUUUAUGUUCUACACAGCCGAGGAGACCGCUGACUGAAAGGAUAUAACGCUAUUUGUGCGUACGGCGAGGAUGUCUGUCCCGGCAGGAGAAGGAUGACGAUGACACCACUGUUAUGGCGAGUUGUGUCAGUGUGGCUAUGUGUAGCUGUAGUCUCAUGGUACCCUAACUACUAUGUUGGUUGCACGGAGUCGCAGCAAGAGGCCCAGAGGCCUGUGUCCCCACAGGACAUCAGUUCGGAGGAAGAGUCAGGGGAAAAGACUCCUCAUCACAAGGUUGAAGAGGCCUGGGCCUUACCUGCCCAGUCCUUGUCUGAAAAUGAGCAGUUGUUAGAAGAUAAUCAGCAAAGGGAGGAACAGACAACACAGGACAUGGACGACAAAGAACAACAUUCUGAGGCCUUUGAAGUGGAGGAGCCUUCUGUAGAGACAGAAGCUGAGGCGGACAUGGAAAUUUCACAGUCUGAGCCAGAACCUGAGCCAAGCUUAGAAAAUCCACCGCAUGAAACCUCUGUCAUUGAAGAGCAGAAUUCAGCUGCCCUGCUCCCAUCCUCUGACCCUGUCUCUGGUUUUGCUGCUGAGGUUAAAGACAGCCCCAGCAUUCCCAGUCUUAGAGACAACAUCCCAACGGGUGUUUCAGAUGAUGCAUCUGAUGUAGCUGCACCUGAGGUCCUUGAAUCUGACCUGCCUCCUGCUGACUGUGAAGAAGAAGAAGAAAACAACCCAUAUGACAAUGAUAGUCCUCCAAUGGUUCUGGAGAACACUUCCAACGCUCACACUGCAGGUACUAAAAGCCACACUGACCCUCCUCUGACUUCUCCACCUGGUCACAGCUCACAGCAUCUGGAGACCAACACAUCGCACAUGCUGAAAGAGCAGGACCUGAGCUCCCCUGUUACCACAGACACAGAUUCCAGUGUGAGCAGCAAAGACCCCGAGGACAUCCCCACUUUUGAUGAGUGGAAGCGGAAGAUGAUGGAGAAAGAGAAGACUCUGUCGACUCAUACCUCCAAUAAUGGGGGUUCUCAUACAGUGAAGAAGGUCCAGAAGAACUUCAAUAACUACGCCUCAGUGGAAUGUGGAGCCAAGAUCCUUGGCGCUAACCCAGAGGCUAAGAGCACUUCAGCCAUAUUGAAGGAGAACAUGGACUUGUACAUGCUAAACCCCUGUAGUAAUAAAAUCUGGUUCAUCAUUGAGCUCUGUGAGCCCAUCCAGGUGAAGCAGCUGGACAUUGCUAAUUUUGAACUCUUUUCCUCUACUCCGAAAGACUUUCUUGUCUCUAUCAGUGAUAGAUACCCAACAAAUAAGUGGUUAAAGCUGGGAACCUUUCACGCCAGGGAUGAACGCACAGUCCAGAGCUUCCCGUUAGAUGAGCAUCUUUAUGCUAAAUAUGUGAAGAUGUUCACCAAGUACAUAAAGGUAGAGCUGGUCUCUCACUUUGGCUCUGAACAUUUCUGUCCCCUCAGUCUCAUAAGAGUGUUUGGUACGAGCAUGGUGGAAGAGUACGAGGAGAUAGCUGAUCCCUCAGAGAGACCGGAUGAUCAGGAUGAUGACGUGGAAAAUCCUCCUGGAUAUGGACCCGGUGAAGUCAAGUUGUCCAAGAAUCUGAUCGGAUCAGCGAAGGAUGUUAUUUUGAACAUGGUCAGUAAUAUUGCUGUCAAUGUUCUCGGUGGAGGCGCAGACACGCAAGGCAAUAUUUCAUCCCAUGAUGUGAACAUGACUGAGCCAUCAGCGCAGCUUGAAACCACCACCCAAACUACCACUACAGAUCCUACUUCAGUUUCAGACUCUGAAGAGGUAGACAUUUCACCAGACCUUGAUAUUCCUGCAAGUACUGCCCCCUCUUCAGAGACCCCUGUGUCGGAGACGCCUGACACUGAUUCUAGCAAACAAGAGCUCCCUCCAAUGGAGGAAAAAAUUGUUACUCCUUUAGAGAAAGAUGAGGAAGAACAUAUCAGCUCUACAAUCACCCUUUUGGAUAAGGAGGAGGAGAUGGAUGAACAAAAAGAGAAAAGGGAUCAUCAUGAGCGACAACAAGAAAAUCAAAAUUACUGUGCACUACUUCCUUCAUUUUCUUCUUCAUGCUCUUGCACAGCUUCCUUCCAGGAAUAUCUCCAUCGGCAGUGUUCAGCCCUGCUGUAUGAAAAGAGGAAAUGCCAGACGACGGACAGAAAGCAAAUGAUUCCUCCUAUUCAAACACCCACUUGGCACCUACCCCUGUACCCCUCUGCCUGCCCUGAACCUCAGCCACACCACAGCGAGCUACAUCAGCUUCCUGAAAACGAACAAGCUUCUGAGCAGGAGCCAGAGAGUGGACCCAGCCCAUCAGAAGCACCACAGCCUUCGGGGACCACAGUAGAAUCUCCUAAAGAGUCCAUGUCCGAACCUCCUGUGCUGGAGCCCAGUCAAACCUCAAGCCUCCCCAAACCCAGUGCCACGGAUUCAUCUGCGGCCAAACCUACUCCCAUUGUGGAGACACCAGAGCUGUCUUUUGAGGAAACGGCAAAGGAGCUGAGGCCAGGAAAGAGCCUGGAUGUGCUGGCUACAGAGAAGGACGCAGAGCCUUCAGUCUCCCUCACUAGCUCCGUCUAUGUGAAACCCAGUGUCAGUGCCACCCUGGACGAUGCUUCGGUGGAACCCACUGAGGAGAAGCCUAAUGUUGAUGUUCCUCAACUCGAAAUAAGUACCCCUGUCCAAAUCCCGGAUAAGACAGAUCAGUCUCAUGUUCUCCUUCCUACCACCUCGAUUCAUUCAGAGCAGCACCCUGACCCACCAGCUGUGCCUGAAAGUAGCACUGCUUCCACGGAGCUGUCCCACACUGCUCCACACACUGUCACAGAGCUUGAGCCCUCUGGUGGCACACCGGUCAUCACAGAAACUAAAACGGAGGAUCUCACAGAAGAUAUCUUAGUAUCAUCAGAUGGCGUCGGUCAGCCGCCUUCCCCCUCUUCUCCUGCUCCUUCUUCUCCUCCUCCCUCACCUACCUCACCAUCCCUCUCAGACAUCUAUGCGGAGACCCCCAAUGCCACGGAGCAGAAUGGCAACCCGGUGCACGGCUCCAGCCAGAAGGAGUCUGUGUUCAUGAGACUCAACAAUCGCAUCAAGGCCCUGGAGAUGAACAUGUCGCUCAGCGGACGCUACCUGGAGCAGCUCAGUCAGAGGUAUCGGAAGCAGAUGGAAGAGAUGCAGAAGGCUUUCAACAAAACCAUCAUUAAACUCCAGAACACCUCGAGAAUAGCAGAGGAGCAGGACCUGCGUCAGACUGAGUCCAUUCAGUUGCUGCAGGGCCAGCUGGAGAAUGUGACUCAGCUGGUUCUCAACCUGUCUGUCAGAGUCAGCCAGCUGCAGAGUGAGGUCUCAGACAGGCAGAACUACCUGCUGCUGUCUCUGGGGUUGUGUCUGUGUCUCGGCUUGUUGCUGUGUGCAAACCGCUGCCGCAUCUCUGCUGUUCCUCCUGCCACAGAGCCAGAGUCACCCAUACCUAAGAGUUACACCUACUGCUGUCCUGAAAGGCAGCUCUCUUCUUGUGAUGAGACGGGCUUGAAGAGGAGUGCAUCCUAUCCACUGAUACACUCUGAGUCCUUCCAGUUAGCCACCACUGAAGUCACAGAAAUGCUGCACGCGGAGGAGACACAGAGUCUUUGUCCAGCUAACAGAAAGAGGAGACGCCGUAAGAUGAAACCCAUAGAGAAAGUGGAGACUCUUAAACCUUCUUUUCAUGCUGCUCCAGAACUGAGUAAUGGAGUGGUCGUAUGUAACGGUGUGCCUAUCACCACAAACCCCACACCCCUCACAAAAAGGUUACUUCUACCUACCUUUAGAGACUCACCAUCAGAGGGCAGCUCAGAGGGCUCAUCACAUUCAGAUGACCCCUCCUUCUGUGGCAUCACCACAGCCUGCCCCCGAAUCUGUGACAGCCUCCCUCCACCCAAGACCCGGGCGGAGAAACGGGCAUUAAGACGCCAUCGCACCAAGCCCAGGUGUGUGGUGGUGGACUUGCUUCAAGCCCCAAAGAGGAAUAAGAGUGAACCGUUGCCCAUUUCUACCAUACAGGACAUCAUGAACAGGAAAACGGAGCAAAGCUCCGGGGCGUUUGGGGUAAAUGUUGCCGUCUCAGGUCCUGUGUGACCGAAAAAAAAAAAAAAAAGGAGACAAAUUUGAAAAGGAUCCACUCCUCCUCACUCACUGCGCAACUCUUUCCAAAAGAGGAAUGAUGUUAAUUUCUGUUGCCACAGGCAGCUUUAAGCUCCAAAAUGAGACAGCCCCUUCACUCUCACCGUUUGGUUUUGUUUUCUCUUCGUGUUCUCUGCUCAUGUUCUUGUCAGAUCUUUUAUAUUUGUUAUACUUCAAGUCAAAGAAAUGUCUUCCCGGCUUACAAUUAAAGCUUUUCUCUUUGGUUUGGAACUAUCAGCUGUGA
This is a messenger RNA of Toxotes jaculatrix (banded archerfish), 4521 nucleotides long. RefSeq names its product SUN domain-containing ossification factor-like. The record is from RefSeq and is a predicted model, not a curated record. Gene Ontology annotation, biological process: regulation of bone remodeling; protein folding in endoplasmic reticulum. The transcript is spliced from 24 exons. Gene Ontology annotation, cellular component: cytoplasm; membrane. NCBI's taxonomy places the organism in Eukaryota, Metazoa, Chordata, Actinopteri, Toxotidae. Bases 201 to 4232 code for a protein of 1343 amino acids.